Triplophysa dalaica is the source of this 2983-nucleotide messenger RNA. It is a transcript of the gene plek, whose product is annotated as pleckstrin. Lineage: Eukaryota; Metazoa; Chordata; Actinopteri; Cypriniformes; Nemacheilidae. The coding region runs from base 143 to 1201 and encodes 352 amino acids. The record is from RefSeq and is a predicted model, not a curated record. Gene Ontology annotation, cellular component: plasma membrane. The transcript has 9 exons. Gene Ontology annotation, biological process: actin cytoskeleton organization; intracellular signal transduction.
CAACUUCCCUUUUAUCAAAAACUGUCUUUAACUGUAAUCAGACGUCAUACACAUCAGAAAUAUAAAUUCUGCUGAUCUCUUUGGCUCUCACAUUCACCACUCCACCACGUAGAAGAUAAACAGCUACUUGUCGUGUAUCGUUAUGGAACCCACAAAGAUUAGAGAGGGCUACUUGGUGAAAAAGGGCACUGUGCUGAACACAUGGAAAGUGUUGUGGGUGGUGUUAGCAGAUGAUGCCAUAGAAUUUUACAAGAAGAAGACAGACAGAAAUCCAAAGGGAAUGAUCCCUCUGAAGGGAGCAGCUCUUAUCACCCCGUGUCAGGAUUUCCCUAAAAAAACGUUAGUGUUCAAGAUCAGUACAACUAAGAAACAGGACCAUUUCUUUCAAGCAACCCACCUAGAGGAAAGAGAGCUCUGGAUCAAAGAUAUCAAGAGAGCAAUAUCUUGUUUAGAGAGCGGAAAAAGAUUUGCCAGAAAGUCAACACGAAGAUCUAUUAAACUGCCGGAAAGUGUUAAUCUGAGUGCACUUUAUGUCUUGAUGAAAGAUCAAGACACCGGGGUUAAAGAGCUGAAGGUAGAAAAGGAAAAAAGGCUGUUCAAUCACUGUUUCGCAGGGAACACAGUCAUCGAUUGGUUGGUUUCUGAAGGGAAGGCCAGGAACAGAGCCGAGGGUUUGAUGCUGGCCACUGGACUGCUGACUGAGGGUUUUCUGCAGGCGGCUGGUGACCUCUCCAAAGAUGCAGCUGAAAAAGGAGCAGAUUGUGCUUUUGUGGACCAAACCGAUGCUCUUUAUUAUUUUGCAGAUAGUGGGUUCUUCUGUGAAGGUUACUCGAGCGACGAAGAUGUGAUUAUGAAGGAGGAGUUCAGAGGUGCCAUAGUCAGACAGGGCUGUUUGCUGAAACAGGGCCACCGGCGAAAAAAUUGGAAAGUCAGGAAGUUUAUCCUUAGAGAUGAUCCUGCUUACAUCCACUACUAUGAUCCCACCAAGGGUGAAGAAGAUCCACUAGGGUCCAUUCAUCUGCGCGGGUCAGUCAUUACAGCUGUGGAAUACGUGCCUGAUGCGAAGAGACAUGAGGUUGAUGGGAAUCUCUUUGAAAUCAUCACUUCUGAUGAGAUACACUACUACCUGCAAGCAGCUACAGUGGAGGAGCGCAAGGAUUGGAUCAAAGCUAUCCAAAGUGUUGCAAAGACUGGAAAAUAACUGCAUUAGAUUUAAGCAAUGAUUCACAUGCAGUUUGUGUUAUGAGGAACAAGAACCAAACCAAUUUAUUUGAAUAUUCACGGUAUUUUUAAAAAUGAAAAGGUUAAUGUUUUUAAGUUUGAAACUCACGGAUGUUGUUAUAGCUAUAUUUUAACUGUUUUAUUCCUACCAAAAAUAAAACUAAAUUUGUCUUUCAAGUCUGCACAAAAAAAGAAGGCCUUCUGUCAAUCAUGUGACACAUUCUCUUAGAUUAAAAAAAGAAAAACCGACAACCACACAUAGAGGCAGGAUGUGGGCAGAUGUUUUCUCACAGUUUCCAGAGACUGCUAUUGUAAUGGCAUUGAUCUGACCAUCCAGAACUGUCAACACAGUGGAAAUCUCCAAUGUCCAGCAAUAUCCUGUUUUUAUUUAAAGUAGUUACACUUCCUGUUUUCCCUCUUGGGUUGGUCUUUUUUAGAAAUUUUGCAACAGUCAGUCUGGAUUAAAAUAAACUUUCUGGGGCCCUGAUGCUCACAAAUUACUCAAGCCAAAGAUAAAAUCUUCUGGGUUCAUUUGUGAGUCUCCCACAGUCCGAAUGUAUUGUGAAUUAGGGUCAAUAAAUAACCCUUUGAUGUGUUUUUGCGUUUGUCUGUGAGUUCCCUGCGAUGGACUGGCCAUCUGUCCGGGUCUUUACUGCCUGCGGCCCAAGGUGCUGGGAUAUUCACCAGCCUUGCAGAGUGGACCUUAAAGGAUAGAUGGAAAUCAGAUGUUACCAUAUGAUAACAGCACUAAAGAAUGAUAUGUUGUGUACAGUGUGCUGUCCUAUUAACCUAAUGUAUGUCCUACAUGGAAACUUCUUUGAUGUCAAUAAUUAUUUUUCUUUAUUUCUUGUCGUAUCGUGAAAUAUGUUAUUAAAUGCUCAUGUUCAGACCCACAAAUGCACAAUAGCAUUAAGUGUUUUUUCUAAGAUAUUUUGACAUUGAAACUUGAGAGGUCAUAAGGAACUAAAAAGCACUCAUACAGUGAAUCUGUUUUCUAUAUAUAUAUAUUCUCUUUAACUGUCACACAACAUUUACACCUGCAUUAACACUUUUUUGCAUGAGAAACUGUUGCUAGUGGUCAGGUUUCUUGAGUAACUGAAAGCAUGCAAACUUUUUUUAUCAAACUUUUACAUUUGAACUGCAAUUUCGUUUUUAUUUUACUAAAAUUAAUAAUAGACUGAUCCUCUAAAAACUACAAUUCAUUUUUUUUCUAUACCACAUACCCUACCAAGCAUUGUUAAAACAUCUCUUUUCAAACUUCUCAUUUCAGACAUUCACACCAAUGAAUGCUGCAAGGCCCCACCCACCUGCACCCAAAAAUUGUGCUUUACAACCAUCACAGCAAAUAUGGGUCAGCACAAAAGACGGUGAUACCAACUACUAGAACUUUUUUGCAAUAAACUAUAAAAAAAAUUGUAAUAAACUAUAACAUUUUUUUUAUUUUUACAAAAGUUAAUAUAAUAAUAUAGGGCAAUUCUGUCACCCUAUACCUUAACAAUUAUUUUAUUAUGAAAAGUACAUGUAGUAAAACUGGGGCCAAUGGAGGGCGACAACAGGCUAACAGAGUUGACUAAAUCAUUGCAUUUAUUUGCAGCUCUUCCUGCAAAGUUUAAGCUCUGAUAAAAGUGUGCAGUCUGCAUUUUAAUGAAAAAACAAGUCGCAUUGAAACGCUGCACAAACAUACAGAAUUGUUUUGUCCUUCAUAAAUGUUUUUGACUGUUUUUGUUCUAGUGAAGAAUUAAAGAGUUCAUGCUGAUUACAA